Messenger RNA from Symbiodinium natans, 1254 nucleotides. The record is from the annotation of a GenBank genome assembly. Lineage: Eukaryota; Dinophyceae; Suessiales; Symbiodiniaceae.
AUGACGAAGUGGCCGCUUUUGCCGCCAUCCUCGCUGACGGAUGUGUGGUCGCUUGGGGCAGCGAGGACAGCGGCGGCAACUGCAGCAGGGUCUUCCUUUGCCGCAAUUCAUGCACACGGCUCUGUGACAACCUGGGGCCGCCUUGACUACGGUGGUGACUGCGGCAGUGUCCAGGGCCAGUUGAAGGACGUGCAGAAGAUCCAGUCAUCUAGCAAUGCCUUUGCCGCCAUUCUCGCAGAUGGUUCUGUGGUGACCUGGGGUGAUUCUGAAGGCGGUGGUGACAGCAGUGCUGUUCGGGAGAAGUUGGUCAAUGUACAACAGAUCCAGUCUUCCGGCCUGGCCUUCGCCGCAAUUCUUUCCAGCGGUUGCGUCGUGACUUGGGGCUUUGACAAUGACGGUGGUGACAGUAGCGCUGUGCAGGGGCAAUUAAGGAAUGUACAGCACGUCCAAUCUUCAACUUAUUCCUUUGCCGCAGUUCUUGCCGAUGGCUCUGUGGUGACUUGGGGCGAUGGUGGAUACGGGGGCGACAGCAGCGAUGUCCAGCAUAAGUUGCAGAAUGUGCAACAGAUCCAGUCUUCCUGCACCGCUUUUGCUGCAAUCCUUGCCGAUGGUUCUGUGGUAACUUGGGGGGCUCCUGAGUACGGGGGUGACAGCAGCGCGGUUCAGGAGCAGUUGCAGCAUGUACAGCAGAUCCAAGCAUGCGAAAGAGCGUUUGCGGCCAUUCUAGCUGACGGUUCUGUGGUGACUUGGGGUGAUCCUCUUAGUGGGGGUGACAGCAGCUCAGUCCAGGAGCAGCUGCGUGAUGUACAACAGAUCCAGCAUUCUGACUUUGCAUUUGCCGCAAUUCUUGCGAAUGGCUCUGUAGUGACUUGGGGCAACCCUGGUUGCGGCGGUGACAGCACUGCAGUCCAGGAGCAGUUGCAGAGCGUACAGCAGAUCAAGGCUUCCCGCGCAGCAUUUGCAGCAAUUCUUGCCGAUGGCUCCGUAGUGACUUGGGGCCAUAGCCUGUACGGUGGUGACAGCAGGGCUGUCCAAGACCAGUUGAGACAUGUGCGCGGGAUCCAGUCUUCUGCCUUUGCGUUUGCUGCCAUUCUUGCUGAUGGUUCCGUGGUGACUUGGGGGCAUAAGUGUGGCGGUGGUGACAGCAGCGAUGUUCGAUCGCAGCUGCAGAAGGUGCCGUCUCGCAAGCGACCACACAGUGAGGCUACCGGGACAGACAGUUUGUACAUCAGGCAAGCUUGUGAUCUACAGUAA